Xyrichtys novacula (pearly razorfish) is the source of this 3882-nucleotide messenger RNA. The record is from the annotation of a GenBank genome assembly. NCBI's taxonomy places the organism in Eukaryota, Metazoa, Chordata, Actinopteri, Labriformes, Labridae.
AUGUUGGGUGAGCAGGGGUGAAGGCGGAUAUCCACAAACCAACACACACAUCUUAGACACGAGGGAGUGCUGACAGAGACGAGCAGACAGGGAGACAGGGACAGGACACAAAGUGGAGUGGUUAAAAGCAAGAAGACAGUGAGCCUCUGAGCAGAGAAGAUGAUCUCUUUUUUUACUAAAUGAAACUUUUACAGGGAAGGUUGAGGAGUUCACAGGAGAGUCCUGGGCCACUGUUUCAUUGAGAAAGGCUAAUCUGGCCUCCAACUUAGUGGAUUCAUUGACAAUUCUGAACGUGGAUAAGGAAUCAACCAGUCAGGAGCUUUCUGGGUCCACAGAAAGUGCUAGUCAGACUGACACCAACAACAACAACAACCAGGUUUGUGUUUUAUAUUUUACUUUACAUAUGACCAAAAAAAAGAAAAAAAACUUUGUCAUAUGUUAAACUAACAAUGGCUGGUUCGACUAUCGAUACCAAGAAUAGACACUGAGUGUAUUUGCAACUGUAGCAGGUGUUGUGUUUGGGCAGCAUGAAAGGAGAGGUUGUGUGACACCUGUUUGUGCUGCUAGUUUAAGAGUAUUAGACAUAGAGACACAUGAGCUCUGCACACACAGACACACACACGCACACACUCACAGUGAGUUUCUUUUUCUUUCUGAUGAGUCACCACUGUAAGACCUGACCUGAUGUGACUGUUCCUGUUGCAUGUCCAAAUACUGAUUUAUUCCAUUGGACAGAAGAAGAAUUAUUAAUCUAAAUUGAUUAAUCUCUGUAAUUUACUGAAAUGUUUUGUCUGGAUUAGAUCUGAAAUUUUAAUUUUAGAAAAGUUUCACAACAGAUUUGACCCUCAAACUAACAACAACACUAUGUUCCUCUCAGAUGAAGAGCUUGUGGUUCAAGAAAUCUUUCUGUAUGAUGUUAAAUUAUAGACCUGAAGAGAUUUUUGUUCAGUCAGCUCUCGGAUGUUUUCUUCAGAAUAAAAUUGACCAGUGUUCAGGGCUUUGUUUUAAAAUGAAAAGGGCAAAUUUUCCAUCCAACGUUUGACCUCUUGACUACAUUCAAAUGAUUGAGAUACUCAACAAAUCCCACUGAGCUGGGGGUUUCGCAUUACACUCUGCUUAUUACGUUCAGGGACUGUGUCACCCCUAAAGAAGAGAGAGGACCCUAAAUUUGGAACAAAUUACAUCAUGCUAUCCUACAAAUUAAAGCAACGCUCUUCAAAUACUAUCUCAACAGAUCCAUCUUCACCGUGUUAAUGUAGGUAAAGCAGAAACUAACAUGAAUCUCUGCAGUGAAAGACGCAGAGUGAUAAGAGCAUAUAGAGUUUUCAUUCAUACAAGUCCUUCAAACACUUUCAUUCAGAUGAUUCAUGAUGUUUAUUGUCAGUAUUGUGUAGGGAACAGAAGCAUUCAGAGAAUGUCCCAGUGGAUAAAACCUCCUCCAUAUCUCCAAGACAAUUAAAUCAAACUGUUGUGAAUGUGUGUACAAAUGAGAGGUUAAAUGAGUGUUUGUGGUCUGAGCAAACUUUCUUCCUUAUUUUUUUACAUUGUUUUGAGUUACAGCUGUGCUGCCCUUUAAUUUGCCUGUGACACAAAGAUUACUGGAGAGGUGAUGUGGAGAAGUUUAGUUAUGGUCUCCGUAAGGCCAACAUUUUCAACCAAACAAACCAAGUUUAUUUGUACAACGCCAGGAAUAAAUGAGUAUUAAAGAACAUCCCUUUCACAGUUACAGGGUAAAGUGGUUUAAACAUGAUUUAGUAGAACACUGAAAAUCAAGAAAGAAAAGAUGCAUGUAAGUAAAGGUUUGUUUGUCAAUAGAUGUACACGUUAGAAAUCAGUGAGUAAAUGUAAGCAUUACCUGAUCAGGUUACUUUUGUAGAUGUAUUUUUGACACUUGAAUAAAGUCUAUUUUACAUUCUUACACUCCAGACAGAUGAACCCAAGCUGGAGGAGGGCAAAGAUCAGGGGGAGGAGCCAGCAGCAAAGGACACUGUGGAAGGUCAGGAGGUAGUGGUGGACGAGGCUUCAGAGCCAGAUAAGACAAAAGAUGAAGCCCAAGCUGCAGAGACAGACAAGCAGGAUGAAGGUGACAAAGAAGAGGCUGGACGAGAUAAAGACACGAAAGAUAAAGACAGGAAGGAUCCUGAGGUGAUGAGCAGAGAAAAAGAGGGGGAGGGGGAGAGUAAGGAAGAUGACAAAGGUGGGCAGGUGGAGGAGGUCAAGAGUAGUGAGACUGGUGAGAAAGGAGAGGAGAUGACGGACAAAACCAAAGAGGAAAAGAAGAGGAAAACAGAGGAAAAGACAGAGAAAGAAGCACAAGGACCAGAAGUAGAAAAGGGUGUGAAAGAAAAAGGUGCAAAAGAGGAGGAGAAGGACAAGAAAGCCAAGGAUGCAAAUGUGGACACAAAAGACAAAGGACAGACUAAAGAAGUGGAGUAGCAAGGAAAGCCCAAAAGAAAGAGUGGUCCUUCUCCAUCUGCUCUCUCCAGACCGAGACCCUCUGCCCGCUCCAUCAGAGCAGCUGCUAAAAACGACAUCAUCGCUAAGUUUCAGCAGGGGGCUCCAGAGUAAGUCAUUUCAGAAAUACUCUUAAAACAUGAGAAUAAUGAUGGUGAGGUUUAGUCUGAUAAAGGUUCAUUGAGUAAAAUUGUGACAUUUUCAGGACACCAAUACCACGCAAUUUUAAAAUUCAGAAGUCAUCUUCAGCUGCAGCGACAGGAGCUUCGAUCAAACAGAAGAUGCUUCAAUGGUGCCGCAACAAGACUCGCAAAUAUGAGGUGAUCAUAGUUUUUGACAGAGAACUACAAGAAAAUUCAUCUCGGUUUGGAUGUACUUUCUCUAUCACCCUUUUAUGUCACAUCUUCCUGUCCUUUUGCACUGCAGGGGGUGAACAUCGAGAACUUUUCAUCGUCUUGGUGUGAUGGUCUGGCGUUCUGUGCUCUGAUCCAUCGCUUCUUUCCUGAUGCUUUUGACUUCAGCUCCCUGAGUCCAAAGGAGAGGGAGAAAAACUUCACUCUGGCCUUCCAAACUGCAGAGUAAAGACAGUUUUAUUAUUCCUUUUACAGUCUAAACAAUAGACUCUAACAACAAUCAAGCACAAGGUUACUGUGACAGAAGCAAAAGAGCGCCUGGAAUUACACUAAGUAUUGAGCUGUUUGAUGAAGAAACAGGACAUUUUGUGUCCUGGAUUUGACCUGAAUUUUAUGCUACACUUGACUUUGGACCAUCCGUUAACUGUUUGACCUCAAUCUUUGCUGUCUUGUUUCAUUUGCUCUUUUAUUGAUAUUUAAGUGUAACAAAUCAAAAAAACCUCAAUGCUUUUACUCAUUGAUCAAAGGAGGAAUGAAACUGUACACCAAAUUUUUCAAAGUUUUGUACCCACUGAUGGCUGCUGCUCAUUGAAGAUUUCACUAAAUUUUGCAGGAUAUAUUUCUGCUUUGCACAUAAAAGAUAAAUAAGCUCUCACUGAGGUUUGAAUAAUGUCUCUCUCUCCUUAAUUGUGUCUGUUUUUCCCGUCUUCCUGGUAGGUCCUUGGCUGACUGCUGUCCCCUGCUGGAAGUGGAGGACAUGAUCAUGAUGGGUAAUAACCCUGACCCCAUGUGUGUUUUCACAUAUGUCCAGUCCCUCUGCCACAACCUCUCCAAAAUAGAGAAAGAGAGGAAGGAAAAAGAAAAGGAGAAGACGGAGGAAGGUGAAGGUGAUAAAGGGGAAGAUGCAGCAGGGGCUGUGGAGGAGGGGGAGUCUGCUGAGAAUGGGACGAGGGAGAGCCAAGAGGAAUCACCGAGAGAGGAUACAGAGACUGAGGGAGCUGCUGAAGAAGGAAAAACAAAUGACAACAGUGAGGUGGGGGCAGAUGAAGGAGUCAAGGUUGAGGCUGACUCCUAA